GGCUUAUGGCUGCGUCCUGCUUGCCUGCUUUAGAGUGUUGCCCGGGCAGGUCCCGGUCCUCUGCCUCGGGUGUGACCCCACCCCACCGUCACAGGACCCAGAGCUGAUUUGAUAUGACUUCCAACUUUCUCAGCACUGAUGAACUGGCCAUGUGAAAUUAAUGGCAGGAACACUGCUAAUUUCUGGAAACUGCUGCAGCUGAGAGAUCAUGAACAUCUGUCAGCAAAGGCCACAGUGUGAGCACAUGAAUAGAAGAAGAAAAUUCCUUCUUGCCUCUGUUCUUGCUCUCCAAAAUUCAAGUUUUAUAUAUCCUUCAUGUCAAAAGUGCUUCUCUCGGAUAAUCUUCGUCUCCAAAAGGUCUAAUUGUCCAAAAUGUGGUUCUACUGGUGAAUCUGAAAAUGCCAGUUACAGAUAUAAACUUUCCAUAAAAGUUGCAGAAUCAAACAAAUUAUUUGGCAUUACUGUUUUUGGAAGCUGCUUAGAUGCAUUUUUUGGUCUUACAGCCACUGAUUUGCACAGGUACAUGCAGGAUCCUAAGGAAAUUCCAGCAACACUAGAUAGUCAUGCAACUCAGAACCUAUUAACUAAAGCGGUUGAAACUUGUUUUGUUGGACAGCGCUUUAUUUUUGGAGUGACGAAUUUUGAAAACCAACACGGGCAAGGUUCAGAUUCCAAUAACUUCUUAGAACAGUGCCCUGGCCACAGGAGAGAAAUUAAAGAGCUAGUAGCGUGCCAGAUUAUCCUGCCAGACCCGGAUGUUGCAGGCUUCACUGUCAUUGACUAUUUCCGGCAGCUUCUGCGGUCAUCUGAUUUUAGGAAACAUCAUGGCAACUCCCAGACACCUAAUAGCCACUUACUGGCUUUAGAACACUCAGGUGGUGAUCUCAGCAGUAUAUGUGGCAUUGACAGCAGUUCCUGUCUUUUUGAGUCCCAUGGCAGGGGUAAUUUUUUAAUAUUUUGGCAGCCAUCACUUGAACUCAAUUCCAUUGUUUCACAACUAACAGAUGAUAAUGAUUUUUCAGCUUCAGAACAAAGCAAGGCCGUUGAUACUCUUCACCCAAACAGAAAGUCCAUUUCCUUGGCAGAGGCCACUGGUUCCAGUGGUUACCAUGAUGCCGUUCAGUGUUCAUGGAGCCUUGUUUCAUACAUGGAUAAAAAGAGCACAGCACAAAAGGUGGGUGAAGAACUUGACUUCCCAGCUAAUCAGCCAAGUAUAGUUCACAGCAGCCAUCAUGAACUUGGAGUUACUGAUUCUAAUUCAUUCCCCUUGGAAAUGGAAGAGCCCUGUGAGCCAAGUAAUACAAAAUCCUUCCACAGUGCAGUGGAAAUUAAAAAGAGGUAUUCCCAGUGUGAGCUAACAUAUCAUCAGCAUCAUGAUGUCAAUAAUCCCCUGAGCCUUCAGGAAAGAUCUACGUGUUGUCCACCUACAUUACUCCAACCUGAAGAAAUAGCUGGUGGUCCCCAGAAUUAUGACCCCAACAUUUGGGAUGACCUGCCACUCUCUGAAAGCUUAAACGCAUUUAUGGCAGUUAUCGAAAGUGAGAUUGCUAUAACCCAGACAGAUGCCAGCAGUAGGAAGCGUCAUCUAGGUGAUGGCAUCGAUAAAUUACAUGCAGACCACAACAGUGUAUCUGUGACUCCCCAGAGACCUAAUGGAGCCUUGCAUACACCACUUAUAGCUUUAAGAUCAUCACAAGCAAUAGUCAAAGCAAACUCUGGCAAAGGUAGCUUCCUUUCCAACCGUGAAGCAAAUCCAACUCCUAGUGUUCAGAAAGAGUCAAAACCAGAUAACACAGCAGAGGCUGUCUCUAUAAGUAGAAAUGAAAGAGAUAUGUUUGAAUGUUUUCUAUCAAAUGCUUAUUCAUCAGCUCUGCUUCCAUCUUCAAAAAGUUUAGGAACAACCCCUACUCUCAGGAGGUCUACCAGAAUUCCACCACGUAGGGCUGCGAUUUUACAUAUGCACAAUACUUCAGAGAGUGACCAUUCUUGUCUUAAUAUCAAAUGUUUUAAUGGAUGUGGACAAAAAUCGCUUUUGGAAAUGAGUGAAAAGUUGACAACUUUGUGUUCCAGGAGGUAUAAUGAUGUUUCUGGCCUUGGCAACUUAGAAAAUAAACAAGAUGGUAGGUGGCCAAAGAACCAAGGUGACAGUCUUACAAUUUGCAGGAAACUUAACUAUUCCUUAGAAGCUCUUUGCAGUAGUCCAAAUAGAAGUACAAAUACAUUGGAAAAAAUGCCUUAUAGACAUACCAAUUUAACACAGAAUAAUUUUCCUGGUCAUGAAGGUAGCUACAAUGCUUCUGCUGAUCUCUUUGAUGAUAGUCCUAAAGAAAUGGACAUGGCGACAGAAACCACCAAAAAAUCACAGGAUAUUUUGUUACAGUGGGGAAAGCCUUUGGCAGAAAGUCAUCAUAUAGAAUCUGAUUUUUCAUUGAGAUCACCUUCUGAAAACUCCAGGCAAUCUUCACAAAAAGUAUUCUUGCAAAACAUGUCUGCCUCCAUGUAUCCAAAAACACGCUCUUCACCACAUAUUUCAUCAGAUUUAGAAAGUGAUUUUGAAGACAGCCAAGACUUUGUUCCAUGUUCACAGUCAACUCCUAUUGCAGGAUUCCACCAAACAAGAAUUCAUGGGAUGAAAGGAGCUUUCAAGAAAUUACCUGCCUUUUAUUCAGCUCUUGAUACUAACUAUAAAAAAGCAAGGAUUUCCUCUGAAAAUGAGGCACAGCAAGCCACUCCUAGGUGUCUAAAAAAUAUAAAACCACCCAGCCAGAAAAGCCCUGUUAUGCCUGCUAUUACACAACCAGAGGUUUUCAACAGCUAUCCUGUUGCUGAGUGCCUUGAAUCUGACAUUGAUGAAUGGGUCCCUCCUAGCACAAAAAAAGCAUUUCUUUCAGAUGUGCUUGGAUCCCAAGCCAUGGGUCUAAGAAAAUGCCUUGCUGCCUGUAAUUCUAAUCAAAAUGUGUUACGGAGAAAGAAACUGAAACAUGUCAAACAAAGAACCAAUAAACCUUUAAUUAAGAAGGAGUUACAUUUACAGAAUACACUUACAGCGGUGGUUACAAACCAGAAAACUCCUAACUGUAACAGUACACGCUCAGGCUGGAUUUCCAAAGACUCAGUUGGUUCUUGUCCGGAAGUCAGAUGUUGCCUUUCAUUUUCAGAAAAUUGGCCACCUUCAGUGCCUGAAACUCAAAGUGCUUGGUCUCCUGAAUUGUUUUCAUAAAAUGUCAUCUGAAGCCAGUG
This is a messenger RNA of Molossus molossus (Pallas's mastiff bat), 3240 nucleotides long. RefSeq names its product DNA damage induced apoptosis suppressor (gene DDIAS). Gene Ontology annotation, cellular component: cytoplasm; nucleus. Lineage: Eukaryota; Metazoa; Chordata; Mammalia; Chiroptera; Molossidae. The transcript has 7 exons. The record is from RefSeq and is a predicted model, not a curated record. Gene Ontology annotation, biological process: negative regulation of intrinsic apoptotic signaling pathway in response to DNA damage. Bases 209 to 3220 code for a protein of 1003 amino acids.